Molecule: messenger RNA, 2700 nt
Organism: Pseudomyrmex gracilis
Lineage: Eukaryota; Metazoa; Arthropoda; Insecta; Hymenoptera; Formicidae
Exons: 4
Coding region: 399-992 (197 amino acids)
Source: RefSeq, a predicted model, not a curated record
UAAACGCGGAAGAACACGAUCUGUGUGUGUGUGUGUUUUAAAAUUCGGACGAGUUAAAACUGUCGAGGAUUCGGCGAAGAUCAAUAUAUCAAAAUUAACUCAAUAGGAUUGGAGAGGAUAUCGCGUUUCGCACAAGCUCCGCAAAGCUUUAUCUGAAAUUCUGUCCACCUGGACAGUCGUCGUCGGUCGAGCUUGCGCAGUUCACCCUCCCAAUAUGGAUUCCACGAGUCAUACAUGUCUCUCGCUAAGGGUGAAACAAUUAUAAACCAAGUAUCGCGUCCCCCGUCAGUGCUCUCGGGUAAUCAUUCGCUUCUCGUCGUCGCAACGAUCGUCUCUGACUUACACGGUUCUGUGUAUAGUCUAUCGUCAUAUAGUUAGAGAACUCGAUACUAGGUAUAAUGUCGGAAGACUAUCAAUACGCUUGCGAGAGGGCGGAAUUACUGGGCUUACCCAAGCCUACCGAAGAGGAGUGGAAACAAACGCAAGCGGCGCAGAACGAAAAUCGUGACAACGAUGAUGAUGCUGGCGCAUUACAGGACUUGGAUUACGCAGACAAGACAGCCGGACGCGUCACCGGCGGUCUGGACGAGCUGAACAGCAUUCUGAGUACCACGCAGAAGAAGCUCAACAGAUUCAAGAACGUUUGCGGCAGUCUGGGUACGUUGCUCAAAGUGAAGGUGGGUUCUCGAGGUGGCACGCCGCAUCACAAACCGGAGGAAAACAUCGAGAAGCAGGAGAGCGAGGACAAACCGGAAUCCACGGCUGACGAAGUGAUGACGGUGGAAACGUCAGCGGACACGGUCGCGGAUGCUUCCGCGGAGGAUCCUGAAAGCGACUCGGUCGCCAACAGCGGCUUCCAGCCGAGACAGCUCGAUCUCAGUCAGAAGAUGACGUCUCAUCUGGGCAAACUGGAUUCCCUGAUCACGAAAGCCGAAAAUGCACAAUACAGUAUGCAGCAUCAGUCCAAGCAGAUGCGGAAGUUCUUGAAGUAAAUAUCUCCGAAGAGAAUAUCGUCGGCUACAUUAUAAGCUUGCUCACAAUUAGCAAGAUACAUUAGCCGAUACGUUAUUAUUAAUUAAUGGGGAUAUCGGCUCUGAAUAAUAAUUCGCGCAAGAUUUAUUGUUACACGAAUUAAUUUACAUAAUCUUCUAUUUUGAACAUAGAAAGUUCACGCGCAAUAGAAGCUAUUUUACAUUAAUAUGUUACAUGCGUAAAGGUGUCAAGAAAUUCCUCAAAAUUUCACGGAAUUUCUAAGUGAGUAACGAAAACAUUUUACAUUUCUAAUUAUAAUUAGCAAGAUGUAAGAACGAAUAUGAUAAUCAGCUGGGGCAAACUAGCGUGUAUGUAAAAAUUCGUGUUUAAUCUUACGUAAAUUAUAACAUAUAUAUAUAUAUAUAUUGUUACAUUUUGAGUAUUAUACGAAGUUUAAUCGUUAUUACAUCGAAUAUUGAUAUUUGUCUUGUGAUAUAUUUUUGUUCGUCGCGAGGUGACCCUUGUAUGAAUAAUUGUUACAUUCUUUUAUAUCUCACACAUGACAUUCUGUCUCUCUUUGUCGUUGAGAGCCCAAUACUGUUACGAUAAUAGAUACGUAUGUUGUCAUAUGUACAUGUAUAUACAUAUAUAAUACGAUAUAUAUACAUAUAUAUACACACACACAAUAUAUACAUAUAUAUACACACAAAUAUUGUUGAAUUUGUCAUUGUUACGUAGACACGUCUUUUCGAUGUAUAAUUGGAGCUUUGUGCUUGGAUCCUUGACAAUAUAUGUAUACAUAUAUAUAUCAACAUAUCAAGUGUAAAGAAGAUGGAGAUGUGAAGGCGCAUGUCGGGCGAGCCGGUGAUAUAAACUUUCCUAAACUCAGCAAAUAAUGUGAUAUUGUUUUACAUCGAUGUAGAAAUUGUUACGACCUUCUAACGACCCGUAUAUAUAUUUUUAUUACCAAAUAGUUUGCGCUCUAUAUUUUUCUAAAUCUAAGUUUCAAACACAAUGCAUAAAAAUAACGAACGACGGAUAUAUUUUACGAUCGAACAUAUAGUUUGCUCUAUACCUCUUGUACUUAAUGUUAGACUAAAUAAAUAUAUAGCAUAAUGACUGUUUGUAAGUUGUGAGACAUGCUCGUCAUAUUAUUCAAAGCAAUAAAUUGUGUUGAGUGCCUUGCUUUCGAUUAUGCAAAACCUCCUCCGUGUAAAACGAUAAUUCGCAAAUUUGUGAUUGUAACCCUCUUUGGAUCAAACACUGGUAUUAUUUUUUCAUUUCUUCACAUACAAAAUUCUUUCAUGUUUAUAAAAAAUUGUUUUACGAACUAGAAAUUAGAAAAAUUUAGUGUCUCUGUUGCGCUUACUUUAAAACUGGAUAAUUUAGUUUUUUAUAAUAAUGUUAUCACAUUAAAACAAAAUAUUACUUCUUUUACAAUUUGCUUUACCAAAAAAAACUUUAAUCCAUAGAGGGACUUUCUGUCACACUACAUAUCUAUAUAUAAAAAUAAAAUUCUUCCGCUAUAAUAUACAAAUAUCGCAGAAAAUAAUAUAAUCUACCGCGCUAUAUGUUAUUAACAUAAUGCUUGUUUAAUUAACAUCCAAUGUUAUUUCUAGUUAUAUAGAUAAUUUUUGAAUUAUACGUUUUAUUUUUACUGACGCAUUUGAAAUGUAAUAAUUUUAUUAUCAAUAUUGUUACGAUGUAAUUUAUUCUCGAAAAUAUCUA